Molecule: messenger RNA, 1602 nt
Organism: Varanus komodoensis (Komodo dragon)
Lineage: Eukaryota; Metazoa; Chordata; Lepidosauria; Squamata; Varanidae
Product: glypican-5-like
Exons: 8
Coding region: 16-1602 (528 amino acids)
Biological process (GO): regulation of protein localization to membrane; positive regulation of canonical Wnt signaling pathway; cell migration
Cellular component (GO): extracellular region; plasma membrane; cell surface
Source: RefSeq, a predicted model, not a curated record
UGCUGCACCAAGAAGAUGGAAGAAAGCUAUCAAGCAGCUGUUCGGAGAGAGAGAAUGGAAAACAUCCAGACACUAAAUUUUGAACUGAAAUACAUGAUUGUUGGUCAUAUAACUGCUUUUCAAGCAUCCUUUGAGUCCUUGCUCCGCUUUGCCGAGAACCAUACGACCUCUCUGUUUGAGACUGUCUACAGAUCCAUGUCAAAGGAGGCAGCAGAGCCUGUCAAGGAGCUUUUUACGGACAUCUCUCUCUACCUCUUGGGUGCUCAGACCAGAGUGGAAAAAGCUUUUUUCCGGUUCUUCGACAGCCUCUUUCCUUUGGUUUACAGCCGCCUAAUAAAUCCAGGGAUUACAGAUUUGUCUGAGGAGUACACAGAAUGCCUGCGGCUAACACGGCAAGAUAUAAAUCCAUUUGGACGUUAUUCUAAAGAAACAGUUACAGAGCUGGCGAAGUCUCUCAGGGCAAGCAGAACAUUCAAUCAGGCCCUAAGUGUGGGUAUUGAAGUGCUGAAUGCUACAGAGCAUGCUGCAUUGACAAAGGAAUGCAGCAGAGCCCUAGUGAAGAUGCAGUAUUGCCCCCAUUGCCAAGGCCUGACUCUGAUACGGCCCUGUGAGGGAUAUUGCCUAAACGUGAUGAGGGGCUGCUUUGCCAGCGUGUCGGAACUGGAUGCUCCGUGGAGGGAAUAUAUUUAUACCCUGGAACAUCUCAGUAAUGAAAUGGCUGGAGCUCAUGAUCUGGAAUUGGUGCUUCUGGGUAUCCGGUAUUCGAUCAACGAGGCCAUUUUGCACGCACAGCUGAAUGGGCCACAGCUCUCUGCCACUGUUGAUAAAGUCUGUGGACAGCCUGAAGAAAAAGAAGUGAAACCUUUGCCAGACAACGUAGUUCAAGCAAAGGAGGUGAUUGAGACGCCGUCUCUCACAGUAGUGCACUCGGCUUCUCUAAACAAUAAAAGGAGUUCUCUGCCUCUGAAAGCUUCAAAGAAUGACAAAUCCAGAAGUUUGAAAAAAUUGUCCCGGGAAUUCAUCAACUACAUGAAACGAUCCAGAACUCUUUAUGCUUCUUUAACAGAAAGACUCUGUGAUGGGGAUCUUGUGAUGAAAGACAGCUCAACCUGCUGGAAUGGCGAGGAUGUUGUGGAAAGUUAUACAAGCAGAGUGGUUACCAAUGGACUAAAGGCUCAAAUUAAUAACCCAGAACUGAAGGUCAAAGGAUUGGACCCACAUAUCAGUAACCUAAUUGAAAAACUGCAACAUUUUAAUCAGUUGGCAACUGAGAGGAUAAAUUUAAAACCAGAAAGAUGGGCCAGCAGGGAAGGUGGCAGUGGGGAUGGAAUGAAUGAAGAGCUGGAAUCAAGUGGAGACUGUGAUGAUGAGGAUGGAUGUCAAGGAUCAGGUGACAGGAGCUACACAAAAGAUGUUCUUGGAGUCAUUCCAGGAGAUAAGAGUGAAUCCAAACCAACGGUGAAAAAGAUGGAUGCCACCACCACAGCCACUAUAAAAUCAUCUCCUAAGCAGAAAGUAGACAGGGAUGUGGGCAAUCAAGUUUCACCUUCCUUCCUUUUUAUUCUUACAGCCCUAGCAGUUUUGUGGGACCCUUUGUCAUAG